CACUUGUUGGGUAAAUCUACGGUGGUGAAGGAAUGAAACCAAGAAAAAGAAGGGUUUCUGGGCUGCACUAUCUACAUACAUAUGUAUGAAGGUCUACACAUAUUCAUUACUAGUGAAAAAAGACAUGUUGCACAAAACAGAUGACCGGACUCGCUAAUAAAUAUUUAGUGAAUCACUUCACUUAAUUACGCAAUUAAGUAAAUAAUUACUUAAUCAGUAGUGAGUCACUUAAUCAAUAAUUGAAGUAGUAACUGACAAGAUUGCAAAAAUUGUUCUAAUAAGAAUACAUACAAACAUUCGCAGUUAUGGGCUUUGUUCCCAGUACAUAAUUUUAUUUCGUCCCAAAAAUAACUUUAUCAGCUCUGUGUGCUUAUCUGCCCUCUUAGAAAUCCAGUAUUAAACUAAUACCCAGCCGUGUUCUUAUCUAUCACAGUGUUGUUAAUAACUAAUACCGUGAAUAUACUGAUAAGUCGGGAUUAAAUUUUCGUCACAUCUGUAGCGAAUUUUUGCGGAGAGAGUGUAUGUAUAAGUUAAUUGGUGACAAGUUUACUACCGAGAAAUCAAAUUCUGCCGGAGAUUUGAAACAGUGUAAAUUGUUUACUGCGAUAAAAUAUGGCACACGGUUUCGUGGAUUCGCAAAAUUUCGAUGGAAUAUAUUCCAUCCAGUUUUCCAAGGACAACUUGAUCCGAGUUAAUGGAGUGCCUACGGUGCCAAAGAGGUUAAUAGAUUGUGUCAGAAAAGCAAUUACUUCCGGAUGGGUGAAAGGUCUACUUAACGAAUCUCUGGAGCAUGGAGCGCACGAAUUUUGUGUAGUUGGUGCACCUUGGUAUGGCAAGCAAAGCGACGGGGUUGCUGGACGCAGACUCCUCGCCUCAAUUUUACUCCAGCUGGCGAGACAAGGUUGGCAGUUUUUGCAAAGUUUUGACCCCACUCGGAAGGAUAACGAUAAAGACACCAUGUUCUUCGAGUUUGCCAAGCCCGACCCAAGGGCAGAGAUUUUUGUCGUGAGUUUUAACAGACUUGCGAGAAUCAGAUUAAUCGAGCCACCAAAUUCGCAAGUUGUGGACACGUUUAAAGCCGCCGUGACGAAUGGGUGGGGCCGUGGGAUAAUUCGUCAUCAAACGUAUUACGGCGCUAAUGAGAUCAUACUGGGCGGAAGUCCUUGGCUAACGAGUUACAAGGGUGAAAGCAUUGCGGCCAAACAACUCGUGGCUUAUCUGAUUUAUGCCAUGAAACUGAUCGGGUAUAAGAUUUACGCCUCGGUGGAUAUUACUGGAAGGAAGGUGGCCAACAAUAGUCGAGACAACGGAAGCACGGGUAAAUGGAUGUGUAGAUUAAUUUGCGAAUGCACUCUUCAAAAUAAUGUACAUCUUUUGAAAAGUGAAUGCAAUCUGGAUUCAAUGCUCAAUAAAUUAUACUAACCCUUUAUCAGAUUAUAUAAGUUCACCAUGGAUUUAAUAUAGUUUACUCAAUUUAGAAUUUAGUUUUCAAAAGGGUAACAUUUGUUUUUUAAGUUUGUGCUUUAAUUUUUGUGGUGGGGAUUAAAUAUAAUCUUGGUUUAAUUAAAUGUGGUUAGACAGUAUUUAAUACUGAAACGGAAGAAGUACAAUUUACAGCAGUUCUCUAAUAUUAUAUGUCGUCGAGAUUUACAUAAUUAUUUUAAAUGAUAUUUAACAUGAUAAUGAAAAAAAAUCUGAAUGUAUUUGCUGUGAUAUGAAAAUGACUUUGGUGGAUGUAUGUAUGUACCUUUGAGACAGAGACCAGUUUGGUAAAUUUGAAUGGUGCCAUUCUGUCGUCCUUUUUCCUGGAACUUGUCCAGUUUUUAAUCUUUUUCUUUAAAGUUUUUUGAACCUUUCGUGACCUCCUCAACCCCACCUCCAAUAAUUGUGUGGCCAUCAGCCAUUGGCUGGUGAGGUUGAGGGGACCUUCCCUUUGCCAGAAGUUGGCUUCGGUUUUGGCAGUGAAUAUGCCCUUUUUAAGUGAAGUUCAAGUUGAAAUAAUUUUAGUGUCGACUCACCACUACGAGGAAGAACAUCGUAACCUCUAAAUUGUCCCUCGUCUCAUUUUACACUCUAAAUUUGUAAUAGUUGGCUUAUGUGUAAAAUAAAUGACACCACCAAGUAA
This is a messenger RNA of Folsomia candida, 2125 nucleotides long. RefSeq lists its product as uncharacterized. The record is from RefSeq and is a predicted model, not a curated record. The transcript is spliced from 5 exons. Bases 613 to 1422 code for a protein of 269 amino acids. Lineage: Eukaryota; Metazoa; Arthropoda; Collembola; Entomobryomorpha; Isotomidae.